Molecule: messenger RNA, 2901 nt
Organism: Sabethes cyaneus
Lineage: Eukaryota; Metazoa; Arthropoda; Insecta; Diptera; Culicidae
Exons: 2
Coding region: 1-2901 (966 amino acids)
Source: RefSeq, a predicted model, not a curated record
AUGAGUAUGAUCAAAAUGACGCCGCCUAAGAAAAGAGGCGUUCGAUCAAGUGCAGCUAAAUUGAAAACCCUCCUGCGACAGCGGGCAAAUAUUCUCGGCUCGGCUAUUGUGAUUAAAAGGUUCAAUGAUCAAUAUCAAGAGAGCCAAAUACAUCAAGUACAGGUUAGAAUCGAUUCGCUUAACCAGCUGUGGACAGAUUUUGCGUGUGUUCAAAAUGAGAUCGAGGAAAUCGAAAACCGAGGUGAUGGUGACGAUGACCUUGAAUUUACUAUGUCGGACGAACGAGUGAAGUUUCAAGAUUUAUACUACGAACUCAAAGCUUCUCUCACUAGCAAAUUACCGGAUCGCUUGCCCGCUGCAACGCCUACCGGUUCUCGUGGAUCCGGACAGCCAUUUCACUCGGUGAGGCUACCGGAGAUUAACAUUCCUUUAUUUGGCGGAAAUCCAUCUGAAUGGAUAGCCUUUCGAGAUAUUUUCAAAUCAAUGAUUCACUGUAGUGAUCAUUUGUCGUCAGUGCAGAAAAUGCACUAUUUAAAGGCAGCUCUUACAGACGAGGCUGCUCGUAUUGUCGCAAAUUUGGAAGUUAAUACAGAUAAUUACUCGAUCGCAUGGAAAUCGGUUUGUGAGCGAUAUGAUAAUCCGAAUCUACUCCUCAAACACCAUUUCGCAGCUCUCUUUGCCAUUCCCAGUGUGAAAAAGCCAUCGGCCUCGACUUUGUAUGACCUUGUGGAUGAGUUCGAUCACCAUGUGUGUAUGCUAGAAAAACUAGAUACAGCAGCUAACCUUUGGAACUCUGUGUUAGUUGAAACCCUCAGUAAGCGGUUAGAUUCCUCGACCUUGAAAGAGUGGGAAAAUAACUGCGAAGGAACAAUCCGUCCUACGUACCAAAGUUUAGUAGAUUUUGUGCGAAAAACGUCGAGAGUGCUGCAAUCUGUUAAACUUUUGCAGACUCAAUCCUUACCAUAUGAGCAAAAAUCUAUUAAACCCAAACCGAUUUCCACGCAUAUUGCAGCUGAGGCUGUGAAUAAAUGUCGACAAUGCAAACAAGCACAUCCGUUAUUUAAGUGUGAUCAAUUUCUCGCUAUGGAAGCAAAGCAGCGUUUUGAGUUGGUGAAGAAGCAUGGAUUGUGCAUAAACUGUCUGAAGGGAUCACAUCUGGCCAAAAACUGUAGCAAUAGUGGUUGUCGAUAUUGUUCCAAAAAGCACCAUACAUUGUUACAUUUACCUCCGCUCAACGUGGCUGCCAGAACUGCAACACAGUCAGCUUUAGCAUGUUCUACAGUAUCCAGUGAGGUGAUGCCUUCAGUACAAUGCCAGUUGUCGUAUAUGAGUACGCAAAAUUCGCAAUCGCAAACGUGCCCUUCACCACCUCCGCCGCCUAUUGCGUUUCGGUCUACGGUUUCGAAAAGCGCAAAUUCGUCGGUCGUCGGUGCCCUCUCCCCGCCGCCGGUUGUUCCGUCCGUGUCGCGUUCGAUCGGCAGUAAUCUCGAAUUGGACUCUUCUCCUGUGGCUUCACUCGUAGCGCCGCAGAGAGAUCUCGUUACCAGCGGAGGAGAAGUCUUUCUGUCAACUGUGGUCAUAAAAGUGAAUAAUAAUAGAGGCAGCUAUCAUUUUGUUCGAGGUGUUUUGGAUAGUUGCUCGCAGGCCAAUUUCAUAUCAGAAUCUAUGGCCAGAAGGCUGGAACUUAAGCGCAGCAAAAUCGAUCUGCAAGUCAGCGGUAUUGGACAAGGGAUCGUCCAUAUACGCUCCAAGGUGGUAAUCAAAUUCUCGUCUCGUUUUGGAAAAUUUGAGUAUCUACUCGAAUGUCUCGUUAUACCACAAAUCACAGUUACACUCCCAAGCAAGCACAUCGAUAUUUCUCGCUGGAAUCUUCCAAAAAAUAUUCCUUUGGCCGACCCGAAGUUUAAUAUUAGUUCUGGCGUGGACCUGCUAAUUGGAGCGGAGUUAUUUUAUUCGCUGCUGGAAAGUGAUAAAGUGCAAUUGUGUGAUGGUUUCCCCACCCUUCAGCGGACGGCUUUAGGGUAUGUUGUAGCUGGUAAAUUGUUGGAGCCCGCUACUACGCCUUCGAUAUGCAUCGUGAGUUCCACAAAAGGUCUAGAAACGAUAUUGCAACGCUUUUGGGAAACCGAGAGUAUUGACGAUGGAAAAAAGAUGACUCCAACCGAACAGGCUUGUGAAGAUCAUUUUAAAGACACUGUCUCCAGAGCCGAAGAUGGACGCUACAUAGUACGCCUUCCAGUACGGGAAGAAUUGCUUGCAUUGUUGGGAGAUAGUUUAGCGGUAGCACAGCGUAGAUUCUUUGCGAUUGAAAGGAAAUUCAGAAUUAAUAGUGAUUACAAAAGGGAAUACAUCACAUUCAUGGAAGAAUAUCAUGAUUUAGGCCACAUGGAGUUGAGUCCUCGCGUCGAAAAUUCCCAGUUUGUCCUGCCACAUCAUGCCAUACAUCGCCCGGAAAGCUCCACCACAAAGACACGCGUGGUGUUUGAUGCUACAUGCAAGGGCAGUUCUCAAUUGUCGUUGAAUGAUAUACUUCUCGUCGGUCCAAUAGUCCAGCCACCACUACUAGCUACCGUGUUAAACUUUCGGGCACCACGGUUCGUUUUUAUAGCGGACAUUGAAAAAAUGUUUCGCCAAGUUUGGGUGCAUCCGGCGGACCGAAAGCUGCAACAAAUACUUUGGAGAUCGGAUACUUCGCAACCUAUACUACGAUACCAAUUGAAAACAAUAACUUAUGGAACUUCUAGCGCUCCAUAUCUCGCCACUCGGGUGCUCAACCAACUGGCUGAGGAUGAAGGUAACCGUUUUCCUCUCGGUGCAGCGGUAGUUCGUGAAGGGUUCUACGUAGAUGACGUUCUUACGGGAGAUGACGAUCUGCAGGAGGUGAUAGAAACAAUUGGAUAG